This is a messenger RNA of Staurois parvus, 476 nucleotides long. NCBI's taxonomy places the organism in Eukaryota, Metazoa, Chordata, Amphibia, Anura, Ranidae. The record is from the annotation of a GenBank genome assembly.
CGGAUAUAGUGAAUGCGGGGUCCAGGGAGAGCGGAUAUAGUGAAUGCAGGGUCCGGGGAGACCAGAUAUAGUGAAUGCGGGGUCCAGGGAGACCAGGGUCCGGGGAGAGCGGAUACAGUGAACGCAGGGUCCGGGGAGAGCGGAUAUAGUGAAUGCGCGGUCCGGGGGGAGAGCGGAUAUAGUAAAAUGCAGGGUUCGGGGAGACGGAUAUAGUGAAUGCGGGGUCCAGGGAGAGCGGAUAUAGUGAAUGCCGGGUCUGAGGAGACCAGAUAUAGUGAAUGCAGGGUCCGGGGAUACCGGAUAUAGUGAAUGCAGGGUCCGGGGAGAGCGGAUACAGUGAACGCGGGGUCGGGGAGAGCGGAAAUAGUGAAUGCGGGGUCCGGGAGAGCGGAUAUAGUGAACGCGGGGUCCGGGGAGAGCGGAUAUAGUGAAUGCGGGGUCCGGGGAGACCAUAUAGUGAAUGCACGGUCCGGGGA